UCACGGACUGAUGUGCACGCUCUCGGGACAGGGGGACCACCGGCACGCGCCACAGCGUUUUGACUCUUCUGCACGAGGGAUAUAGGUAUAUAAGGCUACUUACUGCUCGUUUUUCCGUGGUAGAAGCCGAGUGUCCUCUAAAAGCAUUGGGCAAUUUCCAAUCGUCUGCCAUGUAUGAGGGGUCUGAGUCCGUGGACACACGGGAUGUCAGAACUGAGACCACCCUUGGGUCCUCUGUCUCCACCUGCAAGAAGGUUUUGUGCAGUAACAGUGUUCUGGAAUCGUCUGAGUACUGGUUGAAGAACGAUAAGGCGCUGUGCAGAAUCGGAUUCUUGGAGGACCAGCAUGACGGAGGCUGCCCGACAAUCUGCUUCGUAAACCUGGACAGACACAACUCUGAUCACCAUGACGACAGCUACAUUAAGAAACUGGCCUCAGUGUGCCCAGAGCUGCCACGGUUAAUUGAGUCUCUCGGAGUGCGGCAACCCAAAGAAAAUGAAAUUCUGCUUCUCAGCAGCCUGGAGUCACCUGACUCCUGCCAGCAUGACCCCAGCCACCCACAGAGCCAGAGAACAGCUGAUGUCUGUCUGGUGCAUUGUUCCUGUGGGUGUCGCCCUACCCAAAUGAACAGUGUCAUUUUUGAGAUCAAUAAGUUUUUGAUUGGUCUUCAGUCAGGUCAGGAGAGGCAGUGGCAUGACCGAUUGGCUGGUCAGCGGGCUGCUGAAGAUGACACCAAUCGCUCUGUUUCAUCCAUUGAAGAAGACUUCCUUACUGCCUCUGAGCAGCUAGGGGACGACAGCGAGGAUGAUCCUUUCAGAAAUGAUCCUGAGAUUUCUGCUAUGCCUGAGUCAAUUAAGGCAUUGAGAGCUGCCCACACUCAAAGAAGGACUGAAAUGGAUAGAGAUGAUAGUGAGGAUUCAGAGACCCUCUGCACCUCUUCCAACUCCCAGAAGCUCUCAAGAACAUAUUCUGCCCCCUCCAGAGGCCCAAGCACCUCACCAAAACAAGUCAGUUGUCACACCAAUGAGUCCGCUGGUCACUAUGCCACCAAUCUGGCGGAGUCUGUCCUCCAGGAUGCUUUUAUUCAUUUGUCACAAGAUGAACCCUCUUUUGCCACAGAAGCAGCUGUGAGUGUCUCCAACACCUCGCAACAGUCAGGUGAUGUGAGCCACUCUGUUGAAGAGCCCCCAAGAGCUCGAGCCUGCUCUUUUGAACUCCCUAAAAUUGUGAUUGUCCAGAGUCCUGACAACAUUGAGGAGGUGACAGAGUGGCCUGAAGCACAAUCACAUGGAACACCAGAGCAUGAUGGAGUGCACAGGGCCAUAACUAAACAUGGGACUCACCCCCAGCACUUCUCACCAAUUGUACACCCUGCCAAGCCAGUGGAGAUAGCACUGGCAUGCGCAGCGAGCGUCAUCGGCAUCAUUACCACCCCUCAGGUCACAGAACAACUCACAAUGGAGUCAGGAGACAAAGAUGAGUAUGAUGAAGAAGAAGAAGAAGAAGAAAGUGAAACAGAACAAGGGGAGUAUUCGUUUUCUACUGCAGUAUGUGGAAUGUCUCAGGUUGCUGGAGCAGUAGCUGUGGUAGAUCUUGCUGAAGACUCUUGGGAUACAGAAGACUCAACAGACAUGUACUCUGCUUCUAUGGGACUUCUGUCAGUUGCACAAGCAUCAACUGCCAUACCUCUCCACUGUAGCGUUGCAGAGGGCACCAGUGUUGAGGCUUUCAGGGCCAAUGUGGCUGAAGCUCUCCUUAGGGAAGCUUCGGCUGUUCUCACCCACAGACAAAGUUAUUCGAGCGUUGCAAAUUUCCUUGAGACCACACAUAACAAGAUAGUGGAUGGAAUCACAAAUCCAAAAAGGGCUUAUCAGGAAAAAAAGGAGGUGGAUAAUUUUACAAAGGAAAUAUCAGACAGUAUCUUUCAAUAUGCCCUCGAGAAGGCUGAGAAGAGAAAAGAGCUUGAGGGUCCUGGAAAAGAUGCUCCAAAUAUACAUGGUUUUCUCUUGGAUUGUGUAAAUAAUUUUCUCUUUGAUGUCCUUUGUGUUACGUCAAGGAUAAUCAGUGAUAUUUCAAAAUGUAAUUUGGGGUCAUCUGACAGGCAAGAAGACAAUGUCAGCUUUAGGGAGUAUGAGGCUGGUACCAAGUCUGACAGAGAAGCUUUAAGCCAGUUACAGCAUUUGAUUGAGCCAAGCCAGGCUUAUAAUCAUGGAGAGAGGCAGAGCAGUGUGGAGAACCUGUCUGUUCUCAUAGAGAAAAGAGAGCGAGAGCAAAAAUACAUACAGGAAGAGAGAGAGAACGAGCCAAAACUGAAAGAACCCUACAAAAUUACUCUGAACCGAGUGACUGCCACUAUGCUUAAAGAACAAUCCAACCUACAAGCGCAGCUGGGUAGGAGUGAGAAGAGCUCAGACUCUACACUCCCCUCAGCUGAAAGCUUCCCACUUCACAUGCCACUAGGGAGGGCAGGAGGAGAGAGUGAAACCAGGCAGCAUUCUUUAUCGUCCUCUACAGGAGCACUUGUAGCACUUAAAAUGGAUUCGUCCGAGUCCAAAACUCCUGUCACAUGCUUUGCCGAAGACUUGGCGACCACAGUGGUCUCCAUGGCGACAGAGCUGGCAGCCAUUUGCUUGGAGAAUUCAAGUGGAAAACAGCCAUGGUUCUGUGCCUUAAAGGGAGUGUCAGAAGGUCCAGAGGGGCUGCUUCUGCCCUGCCGCACAGCUGCAGCCCUCCAGCGUAAAGAGACACAAAAUGGCACUGCAGUCACCAAGAAGCACAGACCUCCACGCCUCAGUGAAAUCAAACGUAAAACUGAAGAGCAGCCUGAACUCAUGGAGCGUCUAGUCAACCGUGUUGUGGAUGAGACCGUCAACCUAGACGAACCAACAUCCUCUGACCCAUUUGCACUCUUUGCAUCUGAGGUCACAGCCAAGAUAAUGAACUGUCCAGAAUUGAGUGUGGUGGACACUUCCAAAUCUGGCCAAUUGUCUCGCAGCCGCCUGCAGUGUGAGAGAUGGAGCAGUAGAGGGAGAGCAUCAAGCUAUGAAAGCAUUCCAGAAGAGGACAUGGAUUUCUCUGGAACACCAAACACUUUGGGACCAGGAAACUGGCUUGGGCAUAAUUUGAGCAGAGGUAGCUCUAUCUCCAAGCAGUCCAGCUGUGAGAGCAUUACGGAUGAGUUCUCUCGGUUCAUGGUGAACCAGAUGGAGACAGAGGGUCGUGGGUUUGACCUUCUGCUGGACUACUAUGCUGGGAAAAAUGCCAGCAGCAUCCUUGCAGCAGCUGUUCAACAGGCUGCCAGUAAAAAAAACGGACACCUCAAUGUGCGGACAUCAUCAUGUCUCUCUAAGCAAUCCAGCACUGAGAGUAUCACAGAGGAAUUUUAUCGCUUCAUGCUGAGAGACAUGGACAAGGAGAACAAGGACUACAGUCUGACCAAGGCUAAAGAAUGGAGUAAUAGCCUAUUACCCCCAUCACCCAGAACCCCAUUUUGUAUCCGUCAGUCUUCUGUUCCUGACAGACGAUCAUCAGAUUCCAGACUAACUGUAAACUCACCCAUUAAGGCCAAUUCAUUUGAUGGUUUUGCUCGAAAUGUACAUGGAGACUCACUCAAUAUUUAUCCAACCAACUCUGUGUCAUCUACAGGACUCUGCAAGUCUGAUUCCUGCUUGUAUCAGCGUGGCCAAAUGGACCAAAUUACAGAUAUGCUGAUUCAUGAGACCUGGGCCAGCUCUAUUGAGUCUCUAAUGCGCAAGAAUAAAAUUAUUGCAGAGCCGUCAGAGGACAGUGUAGAACUGGAUUCUGUAGACUCACAACCACAUGUCCAGCUCUUUGCUAAUCGUCUAGCAGCAGACAUCGUAGAGAGUGGCAAAUCCUUGCUUGGAAACCAGCAGGAAGUCUGUGCAGCUGCUUGUCGUCCACAAGUUCCUGUUAGAGAAAGGAGGCAAGGCUAUAAACAGUCUCGUCGAGAAAGUGGUGGAAACCGGCCAAGUGUGGUACAUCAAGAAAAUAGUGGUAACUCUCAAAGUUCUUCCUGUAUGAGACAAGUGUGGCGAGGGCAUAGGGAGGUACCCCUGAUCCAUAUUGAAUCAGAUCAAAGAGAAGAGGUCUCUAAAGAUGUGGGGAGGGAUGGGACCUACCACAGAGAAGCAUCCCAUCAGGUCCAGCCACAAAGCGGCAAAGAAAGUGGGACGGCAACCAAAAGCAGCAGUGACAAACACAGGGCUUCCUCAGUUGUCACAGCACCCUCUGCAGAUGUGGAGGUGGAGCGACGCUCUUUCAGCGCUAGCAGUGAGGAAAGCGGCUCAGGCAGUUGGGCACAGAUUGCCCCAGAUGACGACCCCCAGGAGGAGACCACCAGUAGCUUUAUCCAGAUAAGCGAGGGAAAUGGGAAUAGCAGUGCUUCUAGUCUCGGACUAGCAGACCUGGAGGGCAUUCUAGACUACUCGAUCUCCAACACCCUAAUCAGCGAGGAGAGAGAGAAGGCACCGAAUUGUCAGGAUCAGGCAGAUGAAGUAACAUCGGGUUUGUCCACAGCAGGCAGCAGCUGUCAAAGGGAGCUCCUGGUGGUGAACUUUGACCAGGAACCAGACUGUGUGGAUGGAGAACUAAGAGCAGCACUUCAGUGGAUUGCUGCAUCUGAGCUUGGCGUGCCAGCACUCUACUUCAAAAAGACUCAGGAGCACAAUGUUGCUAAGUUCCACAGAGUGGUGCAGUUGGCAAAUCAGAAGGCCUGGCAUGUGGGGGACUUGUUCAGUGCUGUGGCUCAGUUUUGUCAACUCCACCAGGACUCGGAGCAGAGAGGACAGUCAGCGCCCAGCCUGUUUGACUGGAUACUGAAAACCAAGCGCUAGAGUGCCCACACAUGCACUGUAUGGACCAGGAGCUGGAGAUUCUGUGCUAGCACACAUAUAUAGUCCAGAGCCAUUGUGAAAACAUCCAACCCAUUUGAGCCCGCUGCUAGACUCUCACACAGGCUCCUCUAACAAAGACCCUGUGAUCCUCCACAACCAGUCAAAUUGUCUCAUAACUGUUCAUCAACAUGCUUCUCUUCAGUUGGUUUGCUUAAGAAAUUAAGCUGCUUUGUGAAACUCACAGGUUAGCAAGCUGGUUUACAGGAUGCCAACAGUACCUACUAAGUGGAUCUGUACACACUCCAUACAUGUGAACCCACCAGCACCUCCCACGUUCUAACCUUUGAUAUGCACAUUAAUAUUCACGGCUUACAUUUAGCACAAACCUUUAUUCAGACACCUGCACCACCUGUCACACUUGUAUAUGUCUAUGCUAGAUCACAGCAAUUAGGGCAUAUACUGUAGGAAGAAAAGCCUUGUCCUUAACUACAACCCCAAUUCCGAAAAGGUUGGGACAGUAUGAAAAAUGCUAAUAAAAACUAAAAGGAGUAUUUAGUAAAUUAUAUUCACCCUUUGCUAUAUUGAAUGCACUACAAGUUAACAUUAUAUGAUGUUUUACCUUGUGAAUUUCAUUGUUUGUUUUUUUUAAUGUACAGUAAUUUCAAAUCAGAUGAUUGCAACACACUCCUAAAAAUUUUGGGACAGUCGAGUGUUUACCACUGUGAAACAUCAACAUUUCUUCUAAUAGCACUUAUUAAGCAUUUAUGCACUGAAGACACAAGUUUAGGCUUAAAAAGUAGAAUUGUCCCCCAUUCAUCCAUUAUGCAGGUCUUCAGCUGCACAAUUGUAUGGGGUCUUCAUUGCCGUAUUGUGCGCCUCAUUAUGCACCACACAUUCUCAAUUGGAAAUGAUCAGGACUGCAGGCAGGCAAUCUAGCACCCGCACUCUCUGCUUAUUCGGCCAGUAAGUGGUUUGAAGUUGUCCUGCUGAAAAUUCUGGGACGUCCUUGGAAAAGACGGUGCUGGAUGGCAGUACAGUAUAUGGUGCUCUAAAAUUUGUACAUAUCUGUCUGCAUUAAUGGUGCCCUCACAGAUGUGCGGGUUACCUAUGCCAUGGGCACUGACAUACCCCUGGCCUAUACAGACACUGGCUUUUGGACCUGACGCUGAUAACAGCUUGGACGGUCCUUUUCCUCUUUGGCCCAGAGAACACGACAGCUGUGUUUUUAAAAAACUAUUUGAAAUGUGGAUUCAUCAGACCAAAAAACACGGUUCCACUGUUCUACUUUCCAUCUAUGAUGAAACCGAGCCCAGAGAAGUCGGCAGCGCUUCUGGACAGUGUUGAUGUAGGGCCUCAGCUUAGCACAGUAAAGUCAUAACUUGCAUCUGUGGAUGCAGCGGCGAAUGGUGUUGACUAACAAAGGUUUACUAAAGUAAUCCCAAGCCCAUGUUCACAUACAAUAAAAGUGAUUUGAUUGAUUGAUUUGUUCAUGUUCAUGAUAUCCAUUACAGAUGAAUGAUGUUUUUUUAAGACAUGUCUGAGGGAUCAUCAUAUAAUGUUUAGUUGUAGUGCUUUCAAUAUAGCAAAGGGUGAAUAUCAUUUACAAAUCACUCCUUUUUGUUUUUAUUAGCAUUUUUCAUACUGUCCCAACUUUUUCGGAAUUGGGGUUGUAUCAUGAGAGGCAAUGUGCUGAAGACGCUCUUCAGAGCAUUGCAUAUCGAAUAGAUUGUGAUUAGAGGAUAUUUCCCUUUAAAUUUUGCAUGUUCCUAUGUCUGUAUGUGCACGGAUACAGUUCCACCAGUCACCAGCCUGCUCUGGUUAGAGAAACAUGGUUUAAACCAACCAACCGAUCAGCCUUGAUAUUUUGUAGCCUGCAGAUUUUUACCGCACGACAAACUCAAAUUCAAAUGCACAAGAUGACUUUAUAUCAAGAAUAAUGGAUUUGAGAGCUAUGUUGUGGGGAUUUAAUGAAAUGUAGAUGUUUGUAUAUAAGGUGAAAUAUAUACGGUAGUGAGAUCUCAUUCCAAACACAGCACACAAGGCUUUUAUUUAAAGUUUUCAUUGUUCAGUCAUUUUUAUUGUGCAUCUGAGACUGAAUUCUGUGUUUAGUUUUCAGUGACUACUGUUAAGAGAUUUUAUUUUUGGCUAGAUGUAAAUAGUCUAGAUUGUGAGCUAUUGUACCUUGGAAAUGGAAAUAUACGUUUUUGUUUUUCUGAUUGCAGAGACACAGACAGACAGCAUCACAGUAAAAAGGCUCACCAGACUACAGUAAACGUUUAGGGUGUGAUUAGAAUACUGUGUUUAAAGUAUGGUACAAGUACAGUUUUGUCACGUAAAAAUUUACUUGUAAACGUGAAAUCUGGUGCAUUAUGGUUUUCUCUGCAUAGUAACAUAAUAGUAAUGUAAGUGUUUUAAUAUCAGCGUUGAAAGCGCACAACAAAACUGUAUCCAUUCUGUCACAGUGUACCUGAAUGUAUUUAUCUUUUCAAAAUAAAAAUUUGCGUACGGUGA
Myxocyprinus asiaticus (Chinese sucker) is the source of this 7364-nucleotide messenger RNA. Its product is annotated as A-kinase anchor protein SPHKAP-like. Lineage: Eukaryota; Metazoa; Chordata; Actinopteri; Cypriniformes; Catostomidae. The coding region runs from base 171 to 4853 and encodes 1560 amino acids. The transcript has 12 exons. The record is from RefSeq and is a predicted model, not a curated record. Gene Ontology annotation, molecular function: protein kinase A binding. Gene Ontology annotation, cellular component: cytoplasm.